UUUAAAAGAUUGCGAUCUAUCUAUUCAUAUUUUAGUAUCGUUAAAUGUUUUGAAUAAUCAACAAAGCAUUUUAUUAUAAAAGUAUUUUUUUUCUUUUAAUUAAAGGAAAUCUUAGGACCAUUUCAAGAAACCUAACCUCAAGCAGAUUAAUAAACUGUCAUCUUUAUUUUUAUUGAUUUUAUCUCAAACAAGAAUAGUAUAAAAUAACUUUUACCAUUUAACAUGAUGGAAACAAAUGGCGGCCCAUUGGAUCCCAGUUUAUAUAACGCUGAUGAACUGCAACCGCCAGCAUGGAUCAAUGAUGAAUUUUUUGAAACUGUUCUUAAAACAGCAAAACAAGGAGAUAUUCAAAAAAUUGUCAAAUAUAAUAUUGGUCCGGCUUCAUUGAGAGGUGAUCAUUUUGCUAGUAUUAUGUUUCGUGGUGUCGUACAAUAUUUGGAUAAAUCAAAUGCUAAACAGGAAAUAUCAUUAAUAAUUAAAACGAUGCCAGAAGUUGAAGGCAAUAAAAAAGAAUUGCUAACUGAAACAAGUAUUUUUGAAGUUGAAAUUCAAAUGUUUCGAGAUAUAAUUCCAAAAUUUGAAAAAAUGUUAAAAUCAGUCGGUGAUAAUACAAAAUUAGCGGCAGAAAUGCUUUAUUACACUUUAAGUCCGCGAAAAGUGAUUGUAAUUCAGGAUUUAUCAAAAAUGGGUUAUUCAAGUGUUGGCCAAAGGAUGUGUACAAUGGAAGAAGCACGAAUGGCAUUAGAAAAAUUAGCAAAAUGGCAUGCAUGCAGUUACGUCCUCAAUAAAGAGACCAAUGGUAGUUUACAGAAAUUUGUUAACGGGGUCUUUAAUUUACCUACUUUGGAAUCGAAUGUUUGCUUUACUAAAGGAACUGAAAGAUUAGCUCAAUUAGCACGUGAAACACCGAAACUACAAAAAUAUGCUGAUAAAUUGGACCAAAUCAAAGAUUUGGUAUUACCGAAAAUUCGAGAUGUGUAUGAAGUCUGCAAGAAAAAAACUCGUGUAAAUGUUUUAGGGCAUGGUGAUUUUCAUGCAAAAAAUUUGAUGUUUAAAACUAAUCCAAAAACAAAAUUAAGUGAAGAAGUAUUCUUGGUAGAUUUUCAAGUUUCAAUAUGGUGUUCCAUGGCUAUUGAUCUGUUAUAUUUCAUUUAUAUGGCAAUUGAAUUAGAAUCAAGAGAAAAAUAUUUUGAAGAAUUAAUUUAUAAUUUCUUUUGUAAAUUUCGUGAAACAUUAAAAUUAUUGAAUUAUAAAGGAAAAUUACCUAAAUUUUCUGAUUUACAAUACGAUAUGUUAACUGUACGACGAAUUGAAAUUUAUUUAGCUGCAACAUUUUUCCCGUUUAUGGUAGGUUUCAUUGAAAAUCCACAUCUUGAAAUAGAUGAAAUUAUGUCGAAUGCCGAUAAACAAUAUGAUGUAUUAUAUCGAUCCCAAAUGUAUAUCGAUGAAAUACAAAUAAUAUUGGAACGUUUUUUAAAUCGUGGAUAUUUCGAAAGUUUACUUGAAGAUGAUGAUGAUGAUUAAAUGCUGGGACUUUCAUUAAAUGCAAAUUAUGUGAUUUUUUAACAAAAAUUAUAUGAAAUAACAAAUUGUUAUUAGACAAAGAAAAUAUUUUAUAUUGUUAUAGAAAUUAAAUUGUUGAAGAAAAUAAAAUAUUAA
Messenger RNA from Condylostylus longicornis, 1659 nucleotides. RefSeq lists its product as uncharacterized. The transcript has 5 exons. The record is from RefSeq and is a predicted model, not a curated record. The coding region runs from base 223 to 1524 and encodes 433 amino acids. Lineage: Eukaryota; Metazoa; Arthropoda; Insecta; Diptera; Dolichopodidae.